Messenger RNA from Egretta garzetta (little egret), 1200 nucleotides. It is a transcript of the gene TSLIG3B, whose product is annotated as family with sequence similarity 98 member B. Gene Ontology annotation, cellular component: tRNA-splicing ligase complex. NCBI's taxonomy places the organism in Eukaryota, Metazoa, Chordata, Aves, Pelecaniformes, Ardeidae. The transcript has 9 exons. The coding region runs from base 76 to 1200 and encodes 374 amino acids. The record is from RefSeq and is a predicted model, not a curated record.
CCCGGCUGCCCGCCCCGUUCAUUCCUGCCUGCUCACCUCCCCCGAAGGUGCUUCAGAUGCAACACAGCGGAAACAAUGUACACGGGUCCCCUGUUGGAGGAGGAAGCCCUGGACAAAGCAGCAGAAAAUGGAUUGUCUUCACGAGAAUUUUCUGAGCUUUGCGUUUGGUUAGGUUCCCAAAUAAAGUCACUUUGUAAUAUGGAAGAAAGCAUCACUUCAACAGAUGGUGAUAAAGAUAUAGAGAGCUUCCAGCUUGAGAUUAGUGGCUUUCUGAGAGAAAUGGCUUGUCCGUAUUCAUCACUUACAUCUGGAGACAUCAAGGGCAGGUUAAGAGAGAAAGAAGAUUGUCUUAAACUCCUCUUAUUUCUAAGUACAGAACUUCAGGCUUUAAAGAUAUUGCACAGCAAGAAAAGUAAAGGCUCUCAUUUGGAAAAGCACAAUGAAAUUUAUCAGGAAGUGCAAGCUAUUUGCGAUGCUCUGGGCCUGCCAAACUCCUCGUCUUCUGAUAUUCCUCCCUUGUUAACCAAUGUGGAACAAAAGAUAAAGGACAUUCUCUCAAAAGUUCAAAAUAACCUUGUGGGGAAAUCACUGCUAACAAAACCUCUGACUUCUGACCAAGCGGAAAGAUUGGAAAAAAUCAAUGAUGCUCUUCGCAAUGAGUAUGAAUGUCGCCGGCGUAUGUUAAUGAAGAGGCUGGAUGUGACAGUACAGUCUUUUGGCUGGUCUGAUAGAGCAAAGGUAAAAACAGAUGACAUAGCGCGAAUCUAUCAGCCCAAGCGCUAUGCCUUAUCUCCAAAGUCAACUAUUACAUUAGCUCACCUUCUUGCUGCUCGAGAAGAUUUAUCGAAGAUCAUAAGAACAAGUAGUGGAUCAACACGGGAAAAUACAGUCUGUGCGAUCAACAAGGUUCUGAUGGGGAGAGUACCUGACCGUGGAGGCAGACCAACAGAGAUUGAACCACCUCCCCCCGAAAUGCCUCCUUGGCAAAAAAGACAAGAAGGUGGUGGAAGAGGUGGCUGGGGAGGUAAGGAAGAGCAGCACGCCUUCGGGGUGCGACAGGCUGCCUGCGCGAUAGCCUUAGCAGGCGCUACAGAAGCCUGGUUCAAACCUGGCGAGUGUGCUGUGGAAGCGCUUCAGAGCCAGCACAGGGGCCCCGGUACCAGGUUAAUCCUGCAGGAGCGUCUGAGUCAAGGAAGAUGA